CCGGGCUCGGGGGGAGCUUCCCGCCCGCCUUCCGCGCCUCCCGCCGCCACUUCGGCGGCUCCUCCGAGCAGCACCGCGGCUCCGGCUGAGCUGCCGGGGCCGCUGCCGCGCCCGAGCCACCAAUGCGGGGAAUAUUUGCAGGGAGGCAGCGGCACCGCGGCAGCGGGGAGGGCAGGUGAACUCCGGGGAAAGGAAGGAAGGAUGACCGGCGUCGCUGCGAUCCUCUUUCUCCUGCAGCUCUUGCCCAGGGUGGAGGGACAGCUCUUCCCAGGUGGUUGUUCAUUCGAUGAGCACUACAGUAACUGUGGUUAUAGCGUGGCCUUGGGAACCAAUGGAUUUACCUGGGAGCAGAUCAAUACCUGGGAAAAGCCAACAAUGGAUCCUGUUGUCCCAACAGGCUCCUUCAUGAUGGUGAACAGCUCUGGGCGAGCAUCUGGGCAGAAAGCUCACUUGCUGCUGCCUACGCUGAAGGAAAACGACACCCACUGCAUUGACUUCCACUACUACUUAUCCAGCAGAGACCGUUCCAGUCCUGGCUCUCUGAACGUCUAUGUGAAGGUGAACGGAGGUCCCCAGGGCAAUCCCAUCUGGAAUGUCUCAGGGGUUGUGACAGAAGGAUGGGUGAAAGCAGAACUUGCCAUCAGUACCUUCUGGCCGCAUUUCUAUCAGGUGAUAUUUGAAUCAGUCUCCCUGAAAGGACACCCAGGGUACAUAGCUGUGGAUGAAGUCAGAGUCCUCGCCCAUCCAUGCAGAAAAGCACCUCAUUUCCUGCGGCUUCAGAACGUGGAGGUGAAUGUGGGACAGAAUGCAACAUUCCAGUGCAUUGCUGGGGGGAAGUGGUCACAGCAUGACAAGCUGUGGCUCCAGCAGUGGAAUGGAAGGGACACAGCAUUAAUGGUCACUCGAGUGGUCAACCACAGGCGUUUCUCCGCUACUGUCAGCGUGGCUGACACCUCCCAGCGCAGCAUCAGCAAGUACCGAUGCGUCAUUCGUUCAGAUGGGGGAUCUGGAGUUUCCAAUUAUGCAGAGUUAAUAGUGAAAGAACCCCCAACUCCUAUUGCCCCUCCUGAGCUGCUGGCCGUCGGAGCUACGUACCUGUGGAUCAAACCCAACGCCAACUCCAUCAUUGGGGAUGGGCCCAUCAUACUGAAGGAGGUGGAGUACAGGACCACCACUGGGAACUGGGCAGAAACACACAUUGUGGACUCUCCUAAUUACAAACUGUGGCAUUUGGAUCCUGAUGUGGAGUAUGAGAUCAGAGUGCUGCUCACUCGCCCUGGAGAAGGAGGCACGGGACCCCCUGGACCACCGCUCACAACAAGGACGAAAUGUGCAGAUCCUGUCCACGGACCACAGAACGUGGAAGUUGUAGACAUUCGCUCCCGACAGCUGACGCUGCAGUGGGAGCCCUUUGGCUACGCUGUGACUCGCUGCCACAGCUACAACCUCACUGUCCAGUACCAGUAUGUGUUCAACCAGCAGAAGUUCGAGGCAGAGGAGCUCAUCCAAACUUCCUCCCACUACACCUUGCGAGGUCUUCGACCCUUCAUGACCAUCAGGCUGAGGUUAGCUCUCUCUAACCCAGAGGGCAAAAUGGAAAGUGAGGAGUUGGUUGUGCAGACAGAGGAAGAUGUUCCUGGACCUGUUCCCUUGGAAUCCAUCCAGGGAGGACCUUUUGAAGAGAAGAUCUAUGUUCAGUGGAAGCCUCCAAAUGAGACAAAUGGCAUCAUUACACUCUACGAGAUCACAUACAAGGCCGUUGGGUCUCUGGAUCCCAGUGCUGACCUGUCCAGCCAAAGAGGGAAAGUCUUCAAGCUAAGGAAUGAAACACAUCACCUCUUUGUAGGAUUAUACCCAGGGACUACGUAUUCAUUCACCAUCAAAGCCAGCACCGUCAAGGGCUUUGGGCCACCCAUCACAACACGGAUUGCAACCAAGAUUUCAGCACCAUCGAUGCCAGAGUAUGACACAGACUCCCCGCUGAACGAGACGGACACUACCAUCACCGUGAUGCUGAAGCCAGCCCAGUCCCGGGGAGCGCCUGUCAGUGUCUAUCAACUUGUUGUCAAGGAGGAGAAGCUGCAGAAAGCACGGAGAGCCGCAGACAUCAUUGAAUGCUUCUCUGUCCCAGUGAGCUACAAGAAUGCUUCCAGUCUCGACUCUCCACACUACUUUGCAGCUGAGCUGAAGCCUAUCAACCUGCCUGUCACACAGCCAUUCACAGUGGGUGACAACAAAACCUACAACGGCUACUGGAAUGCUCCCCUGUCUCCCCUGAAAAGCUACAGCAUAUACUUCCAGGCUCUUAGCAAGGCAAAUGGAGAAACAAAAAUCAACUGUGUCCGGCUGGCAACAAAAGGAGCUUCCACCCAGAAUUCCAAUGCAGUGGAACCAGAAAAACAAGUUGACAGCACGGUGAAAAUGGCUGGAGUUAUAGCUGGUCUGCUGAUGUUUGUCAUUAUCCUCUUGGGAGCCAUGCUUACCAUCAAGAGAAGAAGAAAUGCCUAUUCCUACUCCUAUUACUUGCAUUCAAGCCAAUGUUUUAGGGGCCUCUCUGUCUUCUACAGGACCAGGAAGCUAGCCAAGAAGCAGAAGGAGACCCAGACCAGCACACAGAGGGAGAUGGGUCCUGUGGCUACUUCUGACAAGACCUCUACCAAACUCAGUGCUGUUCACAAUGAAGAAGCUUUUUCUUCCAGCUGCCAAGAUGUUAAUGGAUUCACAUCACCCUCUCCUUGUUCAUUUUCUGUCCAAAGCAAAACCCUUCAGAGCAAAUCUCUGUUGAAUUCCUACUACUCAGUAUCGUCAGACACUGUUCCAUCGACCACGCUUCUAGACAGCAGCCAUGGAGAGAUGACCCAGCCAACCCUGACUAUCCAGACCCACCCAUACCGCAGCUGUGAGCCGGUGGAAAUGUCCUACCCCCGGGGGCAGUUCCAGCCAGCCAUCCGCGUGGCCGACCUGCUGCAGCACAUCACCCAGAUGAAGCGAGGCCAGGGCUAUGGAUUUAAGGAGGAGUAUGAGGCCCUCCCCGAGGGGCAGACAGCAUCCUGGGAUACAGCCAAGGAGGAUGAGAACCGCAACAAGAACAGAUACGGAAACAUAAUCUCCUAUGAUCACUCAAGAGUGAGAUUGCAGCUGCUGGAUGGGGACCCUCACUCUGACUACAUAAACGCCAAUUACAUCGACGGCUACCACCGGCCUCGCCAUUACAUUGCAACCCAAGGGCCUAUGCAAGAGACAGUGAAGGAUUUCUGGAGAAUGAUUUGGCAAGAAAACUCUGCAAGCGUUGUCAUGGUCACCAACUUGGUGGAAGUCGGCCGGGUAAAGUGUGUUCGAUACUGGCCAGAUGACACCGAGGUCUAUGGAGACAUUAAAGUCACUCUGAUUGAGACAGAGCCCUUGGCUGAGUAUGUCAUACGUACAUUUACUGUGCAGAAGAAAGGCUACCAUGAGAUCCGAGAGAUUCGGCAGUUCCACUUCACCAGCUGGCCAGACCACGGCGUUCCCUGCUAUGCCACCGGCCUCCUGGGCUUCGUCCGGCAAGUGAAGUUCCUCAAUCCCCCAGAAGCAGGACCCAUUGUUGUGCACUGCAGUGCUGGUGCUGGGAGGACAGGGUGCUUUAUUGCCAUUGACAUCAUGCUUGACAUGGCAGAGAAUGAAGGUGUGGUAGAUAUCUUCAACUGUGUGCGAGAGCUGCGAUCCCAAAGGGUUAAUCUGGUGCAGACAGAGGAGCAGUAUGUGUUUGUCCACGAUGCCAUUUUGGAGGCCUGUCUCUGUGGCAACACAGCCAUUCCAGUUUGUGAGUUCAGAUCCAUAUAUUACAACAUCAGCAGACUAGACCCACAGACCAAUUCCAGCCAGAUAAAAGAUGAGUUUCAGACGCUGAAUAUCGUGACGCCGCGCGUGCGGCCGGAGGACUGCAGCAUCGGCCUGCUGCCGAGGAACCACGACAAGAACCGCUGCAUGGACGUGCUGCCCCUCGACCGCUGCCUGCCCUUCCUCAUCUCCGUGGAUGGCGAAUCGAGUAACUACAUCAAUGCUGCACUCAUGGAUAGCCACAAGCAACCUGCUGCCUUUAUUGUAACCCAGCACCCUUUGCCCAACACCAUAGCAGACUUCUGGAGGCUGGUGUUUGAUUAUAACUGCUCCUCUGUGGUGAUGUUGAACGAGAUGGAUGCAGCACAGCUCUGCAUGCAGUACUGGCCAGAGAAGACCUCCUGUUGCUACGGCCCAAUUCAAGUGGAGUUUGUUUCAGCAGACAUUGAUGAGGAUAUCAUCAACCGGAUAUUCCGGAUCUGCAACAUGGCCAGGCCGCAGGACGGGUAUCGCAUAGUCCAGCACCUGCAGUACAUCGGCUGGCCAGCAUACAGGGACACUCCUCCUUCCAAACGCUCCCUCCUGAAGGUGGUCAGAAGGUUGGAGAAGUGGCAGGAGCAGUACGAUGGGAGAGAUGGACGGACUGUGGUCCACUGCCUGAACGGUGGGGGCCGCAGCGGCACCUUCUGUGCCAUCUGCAGCGUGUGUGAAAUGAUUCAACAGCAGAACAUCAUCGACGUGUUCCACAUAGUGAAAACGUUACGGAAUAACAAAUCCAACAUGGUGGAGUCACUGGAACAGUAUAAAUUUGUAUAUGAGGUUGCACUGGAAUACUUGAGCUCCUUUUAGCCCAGCGGAGGAGGGAAGGGAGCCUCCAAAAUGCCAGGCCCCAAUCUCUGGCAGACGCUUCUCCCUUCUCCCACACUGGAAGGCAGUGACAGGUGUGGGAAGGGAAACCUCUCCUUCCCAGAGCAAGAGACUGGGAUUGCACAGACCUCGCUGGAUGGAGGAGGCGCCGCCUGCGUUUGCUGCUGCCUGCUUUCUAUCAGAACAUCUACUGCUUCUUAAAUAACCUCCUGUAAACAUUAGCAACGUGGCAGACAGGCUGAAAGACUGGUCUGGACUUCCUAAUCCCCUCUGACUUCUUCUCUCCUCUCUUGGAUUGUAUUUUUUUGCUCUCCUUGCUGCAGAGCGGGGAAGGAAUGAAGCCCUUGGGAAAUUCUCUUUCAAAUGCCUCCUUUUUAAUUUAUAACUUUGUUCUCAAAUCCCAGUCUUUAAUUUUUUUUAUUUUUUUUUAAUUUCAUGCAGCAGUCAUUUGGGAAAAAUGAGAUAGCCAUAGGGGAUGUGUGAAGUGUUUCAUUACAGUUCGUCUACCUUAUCUGCUUUCCUUUUACUUGUUUUACCAAAUGGAAAGGUCAACACACACGCACACACACACAUAAAAAGAAACCCACUGGAGUUCUCUUCCCUUAUGUAGUCCCUUUUGGCAUGAAAAUAGAUGGUGGAGAUGAGAAGCUGUUCAUGGAUUCACCGCCUUGGCUUCCCCCCACAUCUGGCCAGACGCCCAAGGCUGGGCAUGAACCGCUCACAUCUCUCCGGUCUGCGUUUGGUUCGGCGCUGGUGAAGCACACCACCGUUAAGGAGUUCCCCAGCCACUUGAACUUUAAGGUUAAAUAUUUGCAUCAGAGGAAUUGCAUCUGUCUAGCAAGUUUUGGUAACUUUGUUACCAUAUUUAUCAAGUAUUUGCUGGGUGCAGUGUGUCUCUGAAGAACAGGGUAUGAAGUAGGUACUAGCGAUCAUGUACUAUGUGUUAUUAUUUUCUAUUUAUUGUUUGUAAUGCUGUAGAGCUUAGGACCCCUAGUCAUGACAGCACCCUGCUGAACUAGGCACUGUGCAAACAGAGAGCAAAGGAGGUUCCUGCUCCAGAGCUUAAAAACUGAAGGGUAAUCUUGAAACGGGGCUUGGUCAACAUUUCCUCACUGUUUCCAACCCAUUUUGGUCAGUCAGAUGUAGCUGAGUGAUUCAUUUGGUUUCCCAGGCCCUACAAGCUUCAAAAUGUCAACCUAGCCAAGAUGUUGGAAAGGUGAUGUACAUACACAGAAACCUACUCUGACACUUGGUGAGAGAAGUGUUAGACCAGCACAGCAAAUUUCCUUCUUAAGCAAAACAGCUUUUGUUCUGUUCUGCAGAAACGCCUGUGCCACUCUCCUGCUUGGAAACAAAUGCCAGAUGUGUUUUGCCACGGCCCUGGAUCUCUCUCUGACUUCUUAGCAGCUAAGAAAUUGCUUUUCUGGAAGAGUAUGUUUAAGUAGUUAAUCAUUAAGGUCUGCAGGGUAAUCUCAGCGAAAAAAAUAAUUGAGUGAAAAAGGCCUUAUAACAUUCAGUAUUUCAGUUUAGCCCUUUAUUUAUCUUGAGGGUGCAGGGCUGUGAGGUUGUUCUCUGUGUGUAUUAGAUCCUGGGAGAUGUAGGUUUCUUCAAAUGCACACAUGCUGAAAGAUAGUCUGGAGGUAAGAGUUUAAGGAAACUCUACUUUCUUACCACACUCUAGCUUCCCACCCUCAGGUAAAUACUCAGAGACUGUGCUGGGAGCUCUGUCAUGUCAGUGGCUGGCCCAGAGCGUCCCAGAGUUCAAAUGUGUUGCUCAUUCUGUAUGCAAACACCUCUGCUUCCUGGUCAUUCUUCCUU
Molecule: messenger RNA, 6504 nt
Organism: Dryobates pubescens (Downy woodpecker)
Lineage: Eukaryota; Metazoa; Chordata; Aves; Piciformes; Picidae
Gene: PTPRT
Product: protein tyrosine phosphatase receptor type T
Exons: 34
Coding region: 202-4668 (1488 amino acids)
Biological process (GO): protein dephosphorylation
Cellular component (GO): membrane
Molecular function (GO): protein tyrosine phosphatase activity; protein binding
Source: RefSeq, a predicted model, not a curated record